GCAGUGCUUCCUAGUGCAAAAACACUAUCCAUUUCAUAAUAAGAUAAUACAAGUAAAAUAUUUCCGAUUUGGCAAUUUAUCGCUGUUUGUGACUGAUGAGUCAGAUGAGUCAACCCUUGAUGAGUCAAUCAUUCCUUUCUGCGCAUGCGCAUUUUCUCUGAUUAUUCUGCGUGGAGACAUUAGUUUUGCCAUAAUUUUUCAGAUUUAAUAACUGCAAACCGUGAAUCCGUCCUUUAACCCAAGCUGAAAAAUAAAAGUUACUACACAAUGUCGACCUACGACAACACUAGAAAUGGUCCAGAUUUUGAGAAAAAUGGUGAGCAGCCACAUGAAUAUGAUGGCCCACCUGGAAUGGAAACCAAUGGUGUUAUUGUUAGUAACUGGGAAGAAGUUAUUGAUAAUUUUGAUAAUAUGCACCUUAAUGAAGAACUGCUGAGAGGCAUCUAUGCUUAUGGUUUUGAGAAACCUUCUGCAAUUCAACAGAGAGCUAUUAUACCGUGUGUGAAAGGUCUUGAUGUUAUUGCUCAGGCCCAAUCUGGUACUGGUAAAACCGCCACUUUUUCUAUAGCUAUUUUGCAACAGAUUGAUACUUCUCUGAGAGAAUGUCAAUCUUUAAUUCUUGCUCCAACAAGGGAAUUAGCUCAGCAAAUUCAGAAAGUAGUGAUUGCUUUAGGUGACUAUAUGGGUGCUCAGUGUCACGCUUGUAUAGGUGGCACUAAUGUUCGUGAGGACAUUAGGAAACUUGAAAUGGGAGUGCAUGUGGUAGUUGGAACGCCCGGGCGGGUUUUUGACAUGAUCAACAGGAAAGCUUUAAGAACUGAUCACAUUAGGAUAUUUGUUUUGGAUGAAGCUGAUGAAAUGCUUUCCAGAGGUUUUAAAGAUCAAAUUUAUGAUGUAUUUAGGACACUUAAUUCUAGUAUACAGGUGAUAUUACUAUCUGCCACUAUGCCUGCUGAUGUACUUGAAGUUACUAAACAAUUCAUGCGAGAGCCAAUUCGCAUCUUAGUCAAGAAAGAAGAGCUUACUCUGGAAGGUAUUAAGCAAUUUUAUAUUGCUGUGGAUAGAGAGGAGUGGAAGUUAGAUACAUUGUGUGAUUUAUAUGAAACUUUGACCAUCACUCAAGCAGUCAUAUUUUGCAACACCAGAAGGAAAGUCGAUUGGCUCACAGAUAAGAUGCGAAGCAAAGAUUUUACUGUUUCUGCUUUGCAUGGAGAUAUGGACCAAAAAGAAAGAGAUGUUAUCAUGCGAGAGUUCAGAUCAGGAUCUAGUCGUGUUCUGAUUACUACUGAUAUUUUGGCUAGAGGUAUUGAUGUACAGCAAGUCUCUCUUGUCAUUAAUUAUGAUCUUCCAACAAAUAGAGAAAACUACAUUCACAGGAUCGGAAGAGGUGGUCGAUUUGGUCGUAAAGGUGUGGCUAUUAACUUCAUAACAGAAGAUGAUAAAAGAUCACUCCGUGAUAUUGAACAAUUUUAUAACACUCAAAUAGAAGAAAUGCCUUUAAAUGUAGCUGAUCUAAUUUGAAGAGGAUAUUUCAUUGUAUGUGGGUGCAUUAUUCUGUGCUCAGACUUUGAUUUAAGAAACAGCAUUUUUCAGUAAACUGAAAUUUAUUCAAAACAGACUCUUAUACAGGUUGGCAACUAAUGAGUUCUCCUAUCUCAUUAAUAAGCUGUCCAAGUUUUUAUUUACUCUUUGUGAAUUAAUUAAAAAAAAAAGGAAUCAUUAUAAAAAAUUAAAAUUUUUUUCUUCUUUCAGUAUUGUAUCAUAAUGUUCGACUUGAAAAAAAAUUCGCGCAGAACUAUUUUUAUUAUUUGUAUGAUGUGCUUUUUUUGGGGUAUUAUUACUUAAUUAUUUAAACAGUUCUUUUUUUUUUUAAAAAACUAUUAGUGUAUGUUUUACUUUACAAUUCGGUGUCAGUUCUCUUUCUCUGAACUGGUAAAUAAUUGUUCAGAGCAGAAUGAGUAUUGCUUUUUUUUUCCUUCCAUUGUGUAAAGUUGGAAUCUUGUAACAAAGAUAAUUGAUUAAAUAUUUUUUAUUUAUAUUGA
Messenger RNA from Parasteatoda tepidariorum (common house spider), 2042 nucleotides. RefSeq names its product eukaryotic initiation factor 4A-I. NCBI's taxonomy places the organism in Eukaryota, Metazoa, Arthropoda, Arachnida, Araneae, Theridiidae. The record is from RefSeq and is a predicted model, not a curated record. Gene Ontology annotation, molecular function: nucleic acid binding; RNA helicase activity; ATP binding.